GUACAUGGGAACCUAUAGAUGCCAAUUGUCAAAAAAAGCGCAAAAGACGUAUAAAUACGUUUUUGGGACACUGAAGCAAUUAAAAAUAGAACAUAUUUAUACGUUUUGGGGAGCAAAUGAGUUAAUGUUCCUCUCGGGUUCCACUUUAAAGGGUUGAACAGAUGACAUGUUUAUAUCGCUUGAGUCAUACUGUGGAAGCCCGGCAGCGUAGCCAUGUGACGUCACCGCUCUGCGACGUCAAAUACAAUGGCGAUCUACUAGUUAAACUAAUUUUACCAAUUAUAUAAAAACGAAAACACCGAGAGGGGUUUCAAUAUCAAAUUAUUUUAAUUCAUAAUAAUGUUUAUCUUUUAAGAACUACAAGUCUUUCUAUCCGUGGAUCCCUCUAAAAUGUUCUCGAUUUCAAAGUUUGUGUGUAACUACAGUAUUAAAAAGGACAAGUUUUCAUUUUUCUUUAAGUGUCAUCCAAAAUAUUAGCUCUUUUAUCGUCUUGGCAGGAUCCUGCCUCCUGUGGUGUGUCAUUCUCAGAAUAAUGUCACAAAAGGAAUUUGGUCUGAGCCAAUCAUACAUAAAGUAUGGCAAACUGUAUUUUCAUUACAAUUACAUUCAUUCAUGGAUUUCAGAGCAGCGUGUUGCUGGAAAUUACUCUGCAGCUAAUAUAUUGUGCUCAACAUUUUGUUCAGUUAACUUCUUAGCAAAUGCGUAUGACAUCAUCGUAUAAACAAACAGUGCCACAAUAGUCACUAAUCUGUGUGAAAGAGGCUAAUGUGCGCUGCUUUGUCAACUUUUUGCACAAAUAAUGCUGGGUGAUAGCAUUGCCAAAGUGGAAGAUUAUGCCUCGUCAAUGAAUGAAGGAUCAGAUCCAACUCAAAUUAUCCGACACCCGUGGCGCAUCCUCUGAUCUUGCCAGUUAAGAUCACUGACUUAACACCUAAAUCUUAAUGUAAACGUCAUUAUGUGACGGGUAUACAUUUUUCAUGACUCAUGUUGAUUUCGCUCCCUUCAAAGUGAUGAGUGUAGAUGCAGCACAUUUGUAAGUGGUUAACCAUGCUUAGUGUCCUGUUUGGUUCCUUGUCAGCAUUUUACUUAUUCUAGUUUACACAUUAUUCUCUUGGCACAGUAACACCAGUGCACAUUUAAUGCCAAAGUAGCUAAUAUCAAAUGUCAUCUGUAAUCUUGUUGCUAAAACCUAAUCUCAUUAUUAUUUCCAAACGAUAUUCUAAUUUCUCCAAGGCAAGAAAGCUAAGACUUUGUAUUACACAACCAAAAUUUGUUUGAGGUACAAUAGGUCAUAAAGGUUUUACAUUCCAUUGUUGUUUUAGCCAUGUUUGUUUUCUGUAAUUUGCUAGAAAUGUAAAACUAUAGCCCCUUUCACACACAUAUCCCGGUAAAUGCCCGUGUAAGGUGACGCGGUAUUUACUCGCGUCAUUGCGUUCACGCAUGGGGAGAUCUCCCAGGAAUGACGCGGGUUGGACACUUUCACAGACUUAUCCCCUGUUGCAUACGCGCGAUUUUAUAACCCGACGUUACGUCAUUUUUGGUCGGCGUCGGCUAUCACAUUCUGUUGGUCAGAUCGUGUUCUGUUACAGAGCAGGUUGUGGGAUCGUUCCCGACAUCGUACCUGUUGCCAAUUCAAGCUCAUCAAGACUGUAUUUAAGCCCAGGCAAUUCAAGAAAAAGAAGCCGAGAUAUUAACUUGCUGGGUGCCAUUUGACACGUUGUACUCUCGAAUUUCGUGCAUUAGCUAGCUUGUUUGUCUGCCGCCCUUGUUUUGAAAUCCCCUACGUUGUGCUGGUAUUUGAGUGUAUUUUUUUUUGGUGUCAUCGGCUCUCUGCCUACCAUUUAGGUUAGUAUUAUUAAGCCCCAUCGACCUACUGUCACCGACCCAUUGUGUUAUUCCCCCUUUUCUGCAAUCGCGUGUAUUUCUGUUUGUAUUUAAUAAACCCCUUGAACACAUCCCUCCAUUGUUUUCUUCUUUGAGGUACAACCUUGUUUCCGCAGUUGCGGACCCUCACAUCGGCAACAAAAUUAACCACACAUUUUCAAAGAUGGACGAUGGACUCACUUCCUCGGCUCUACGAUCCAGUAGCAAUUUAAUUUCGUUGUUUUCAGUUUAAUUUAGCUAUUUCCGGCUUGUAAUGUUUUUACAUUUUUACAAUUGUAAUUGCUAUGUAUGUUUAACGCUUUUCGUCUUACUGCGGAGAAAGAGGAAGUGACGCUCGGCCCGCCAUGAUAUUUAUGUCAUCAGCCAUCGUGCUGUGACCCGUGAAUUUAACGCCUGCUUUCACACACACCGCUUCCCGGGAAUGUCCAGGACAUUAUACUAAGACGUGACUCGGUAAAUGUUCACGUCAUCUCCGUGUCAGGGAAAUUGCUUUCACAUAUAAGGGCUACCUGUUUAAAUCCCGGUAUUUAAACGGUGUUCAGGUGUAUGUGAAAGGGGCUUAUGUAACCAGAUACCUGACUUGGACCUUGAGUGACAGGACAAGACAUCUUUUAGAUACCAGAAGACGUAUCAGUUGGUAUUCGGUUGGUUGACAGGCUGAGAAUUCUUUGGCAGAAACUAAGAUUACAAUUUCCAUAUUCAGAGCACUUCAACAAAUAGGAAAGUUGUUACAUUGUGAAUUGCAUAAUUGUUUGACUUUGGUUUAGAAUCAGUUUUAGUGGAUUGAUUAAAACCAAGCAGUAUGUAUAAAAAUAUAUUCAGCUAACAUAGGAUUUGCGCUCUCUGCCUAAGUAAGAAUUAUGCAGAUAUGGUUGUUUCAUGAGCAGGGGGUGGGGGGAUGUGGUUCUGUUAUACACACAGCUGUGCAGCCUAGAUAUGUAGUUAAGUCUAGGAAGCAUACAUGCUACACAUUCUGCUGGACCGUGUCAUCAGAAAGUCUGACUACCGCCCUUUACCUCCCACUUUUUGCCCGUCACGACUCAUGUCUUUUUCCCAGUCUGACACACACGCAUACACGUUCUCUUUCCCUCCCCUCCCCCAAUUCCUGACUCCUUUCCCUCCUUCCCUUGCCAAGGUUUCCACUUCAUUCAAUAAAAUUAAGUUGUAUCUCCUCACUACCGCCACUUCCUCUUCCCUUCAGCAAAACCAUGCUUACACGAAAAGUACACCCACACAAGUGUGCAAACAUAAGUCGCUUCAAGGCUAAUACUUGAGGCUGUUAGCCCCCUUCCCAGACGGGGUGUGUCAAGGAUUUUGUCCGGAUCGUGUCGUAAUAAAUCUGAGUUUGGCAAGGGGGUAUACAUUUUUUUUAAAAACUUGCCGAUUUUUAUUCUUUUUUUUUCUUAUUGUGAAAAUAAGAAAUUGGCACAAAGCUAGCCACAAGGGGUGAAGAUGAAGGUUGGGGUCCUCAAGUGCUGCUCCAGGUUUGUUUCAUUUCAUUUGCUCUGUAAUGAGUCUUGUUAGUGUAGUGCGAGGCUGCUAGAUCUGACUCGGGAGUUCAAAGUCAAGCCACAGGGAGGGAUGGAGGGAGGGCGUGAGAGGAAAAGGCAAGGCAAAGAUGCAAAGAAAACAUACAGCCUCAACAAGCCCUCACUUGAAAACUUUUGGUUGCAAGAAAAUGUCAAACUUUUUUCUUUUUAAACUCACUUUCCCCCAAUCGCUGGCCUGUCAUAUGAACCCUCUCACUUCAAGUUCUGAAAGGAAGGUGCAGCUUGAAGGAUAUUUGAAAAAGUUCACAUCUCUACAUGACUGUGCGUCUGUGUGUAUACUGGGUGCAUGUGUGUCCACUCACGUCUGAGUCUGUGGGAAUGAUUACAUCAGCCCGCGAGUGUCUUAUGAUUGGUUGGUGAGCGUGUGGUUUGAUUCACUGCGCCUUGGAGCCGGUGGCUGAGGCUGUAACCCUUUUGUGAGAGAGGGAGGGAGUGAGAAAGCGAGAGAGAAAGAGAGAGAGAUGGGGGAGGAGGUAAAGAAAGAUAGUUGUCAGACUCAGCCGGCACAGCCAGCUCUGUCCUAUACCUGCUGCCGUCUCCUCGCAGUGUCUGUUCUGUGAGCUGAACCGGACUGAGACAGGCUGUUGGACUCACUAACAGUUCUUUGGUUCUGGUUGGCAGAUAGAUUGAAGUGUGUAUGGUGUGUGACAGACAGAGCUACUGUCAACUGCUGGUAUUUUUUGCCUUUCUCUUUCUGGACCAGAGAAGGUGACAGCUGGGCUUUCCGUCUUAGUGUGUGUGUAUGCGAAUGUGUGUAUGAGUGGACAGACAGGCUCCUUCCAAAAAUGCCUUCGUGUUCCCCGGACUGCUGCAUAUUGCGGGCCGUGGAGAUUGUUAAGGUCUCAACUGAAGACGGCAUGGGCAAAGUGGUGGAGAUCCCAGCCGACAUGACAGCCAGGGACCUUUGCCAGCUCCUGGUUUAUAAAAGCCAUUGUGUAGACGACAACAGUUGGGCACUUGUUGAGCACCACCCGCUGCUGGGUCUAGAGCGCUGUCUAGAGGAUCAUGAGUUGGUGGUACAGGUCCAGGCUUCCAUGAGCAGUGAUGCUAGAUUCCUCUUUAGGAAGAACUAUGCCAAAUAUGAAUUCUUCAGAACUCCUCUGACGUUUUUCCCAGAGCACAUGGUUGCAUGGUGCCAGGAAACCAAUCGUCUGAUUCCGCCAUCGCAGCUCCUGCAGAACUUUCUAGCAACCAGUAGUUGUCCAGAGAUUCAGGGUUAUCUGUAUGUAAAAGAGGUGGGCAGAAAGUCGUGGAAGAAAGUUUACAUGUUCCUGCGGCGCUCAGGACUUUACUGUUCUACAAAAGGAACCUCAAAGGAGCCCAGACAUCUCCAUUUACUAGCAGACCUUGAAGAUAGUAACAUCUUCACUGUCAUCACAGGAAAAAAGCAGCACGGUGCACCCACAGACUAUGAGUUUUGUAUCAAGCCUAAUAAAUGCAGAGGGGAGUUAAAGGAUUUAAGGAUUCUGUGUGCUGAAGAUGAACAAGGGAGGACAUGUUGGAUGACUGCCUUUAGAUUAUUUAAGUAUGGGAUUAUAUUGUACCAGAAUUACAAGAUUCCCCAGCAAAGAAAAACCCUGCUUUCACACUUCUCAGCACCCGUGCGAAGUGUGUCCGAAAACUCUCUGGUCGCGAUGGAUUUUUCAGGAACAAUAGGCCGGGUCAUCGACAACCCUGUGGAAGCUCAGAGCGCCGCUAUGGAGGAGGGACUGGCAUGGAGGGUGAGUCUCAAACAGCAGAAGUCUAAAAGACACAAGGGAACACAUUUUUUUGUUGAGUGACAGUUGUUCUGACAGCUGUUUUCAACUCAUUUUUCGGUGCUGAAUCCAAAACUGAUCUCAGAUUUUCUCUGCCACAUCAAGAAAAUACACCUUGGUUACAGCCCGGAGUAACACUCUAAAUCGGUGGUUUUUAACCUAGGUUCGAUCGAACCCAAAGGUAAAGAAAUGCUAAGCCCUAUUUUCUUACGCUGAUUAAAUCUAGGUAAAGUGGCUUUUUAGACCAGGUUUUAGACUGGUUUGCUCCCAAUUUACUGGCCUAAUCCAAUUCUUUUAACUGUGAGUCCUUGAUUUGGUGGGAAGGGGAACUGGUUUGCUCAAUGGAAGGUUGACUUGCACUUGGUAUGAGGGAAUACAACAGACCAAUGGGUAGUGUGGUCUCAAAUUUUGACUUGUUUAUAAACAUGAUGUCAAAAUAAGAACAAUUUUGAACGGGAAUUUGCUAAAUUAUUAGCUUGCUAGCUUAGAUAUGGCGGAAAACAUUCAGGUGACUUGAGGUUCUGCUCUGAGACCCUCAAUUUGGCCAAAUUUCAAGAUUGUCCUAUAUGCAUGUGUGAUACAUCACUGGAAAGAUUAAAAUCUCAAUUUUCUGGGGGAAGAAAAAAUUUGAACAGGAAGGCAUUUUUUUUAAAAAAACUUUUUUUUUGAAACUUCUAAACUAGUGGUCUCCAAACUAUUCUACAAAGGGUGGAGGAUUUCACUCCAACAAAACAAGACGACACCUUUUUACCAAUCUGGUGUUUUAUAAGUGUAAUCAGUUGAUUGCAGUCAGGUGCUGCUUGUUUUAGUAGAAACCGCAUUGGUUAAAAGGUCUGCGCUUGAUCGGUAUGAACAAAAACCAGGACCCACAGUGGCCCUUGAGGACCGUUUUGGAGACUCCUGUCCUAAACCCUAACUCGAGGUGAGAGCAUGAGAGAGCAUAAUUAAAGACACCAUGAUUUUAACGAGAUAUUAUCGCGUACUUACCUUGUUUGGAUCCAAAAAUUCUGUGUAGCAUGUCUCACCGAGUGUCAAGACACAGCUGUUAAUGGCCACAGCCGGACUUUUGGGGGAUUUUAUGGGUGAAACACGGUAGUACGUAUAACAAGGGUCGCAAUGCAGAAAUUGCAGACAUCAAGGAGUGGUCGAGAUUUUUUUUUUUUUUUA
Corythoichthys intestinalis (scribbled pipefish) is the source of this 6358-nucleotide messenger RNA. RefSeq names its product growth factor receptor-bound protein 10-like. The transcript is spliced from 9 exons. Bases 4220 to 5215 code for a protein of 331 amino acids. NCBI's taxonomy places the organism in Eukaryota, Metazoa, Chordata, Actinopteri, Syngnathiformes, Syngnathidae. The record is from RefSeq and is a predicted model, not a curated record. Gene Ontology annotation, molecular function: insulin receptor binding. Gene Ontology annotation, biological process: negative regulation of Wnt signaling pathway; negative regulation of insulin receptor signaling pathway; insulin receptor signaling pathway.